UACUUUCUAUGUUAGAGAAGACAGAGCAGAGACACAGAAAAAGUAUGUAAUUAAAAACUGGUUGCCAGAACACCAAACUGGACUUCUUAGUUUAAAGAUUUAAAGUGUUACCUUUACAGAGAUGCCAAGCUUUUGCCUCUAUUACUCCAAAGGGUUCACAAGCAGCAUCAAAUUUAAUUUGAGUAUUUUUUAGGUGUUUUUGUAAUUUUGGGGGUGCCAGUUAAGGGGUUAAUAUGACUACUACUUGUCAUUUGAACUUCAUGCAGAGAUGUAAUCCACUAAGUCAGAGGAGUUAUGUUAAAGUACCAUGUGGGACUUUUUGGCAAACCAAGCUAAAUUUUCUCUGGCUGAAACUAACUCUGGCCUGAGACUGUGACUCCUAAUUAAAGUAUGUCUAAUUAUUAAAGUAUGUCUGAUUAUUAAAGUAUUUCUGAAUUAUGGCUCAGAAUCACCUCCCACUACCAGACAGUGGUUGUAUGAUACGUUUUCAUCCUUAGAGCCUUGUUAGUAUUGCAGUUAUGAAAACAAUAGUUGGUAAUCCUGUUCAGAGACACUUUUUAUUAUACUGGGAAAAAUCGUCCCUGCAUCCUAAAAGUGGCAAAUAUAUUAUGUAUUCACAAAAGGAGGACUAAAAAUAAAAUCAUUCUCUGUGGGACCUGAUGGAUUCAGAGGGAUUAAUAAAUCUCAGGUUAUCUGCUUCAUGGCACCUUGAUGGAUCGGAUCACGAUUUGACACAACAUGAUGUCUUUCGUUAACCAAGAUGUUCUUGAUCAUCAAUUUAUUGUCAACCAAAAAGAGAUCUCUGUUCUGUACCAGAGGGAAACAGAAUCUCUAAAAACCAAAGGGAUGAAAGAUGAACCACAAUCUUUACAAGUAAAAGAAGAGUGUGGAUCAGAACCUUUUCAGAUUGUGAACAAAGAAGACCACAUAGAACUGAAACAAGAGGCCAAUGCCUUAAUGGGAACAGAAAUAAAAAAAGAAUCUGAGAAAUUUGAAUUUAACCAAAUGAAGGAAGAUGAUCAUGAAUCAGAAUCUCAGCUGAUGGUAAAGACUGAGGUUGAAGGUAUCAGUCUCGAUGAAAACCAGGAUGUACUGAAGCAGGAAACUGAUACAUUAAUGGGAACAGAUUCUGGAUCUCCUGAAAUCAAAGAGGAAUCAGAAGAACUAGACCCUAAAGAAGUGAAGGAGGAGGAGCAUGGAUCAGGACCUCCGCAGAUGGUAAAGAAUGAGGCUGAUGGAAUCAGUCAGGAUGAAAACCAGGAUGUACUGAAGCAAGAGACUGAUGCCUUGACCCUGACAACUUCUAGUGAUGAAACAGACCAUCAACAACCUGAGGUAAAUGGAAACCAAAUCCUUCUUCAGAACUUCAUUAAAAUGGAGAAUCAUCAGGAAAUAAGGAGUUACGAAGCCUCAGAAUCCAGCAGAGCUCAACCGGAACAAAAGAGAAUUCAGAAAACCAUAAGUCAAAGUGAUGAUGUGGAGAAAGGAAUGACAGUCAAUGGUAAAAAAUGUAAACAGUGUGAAGUCUGUGGUAAAUAUUUCCAAUUCACUUUUGAUUUAACAACUCAUAUGAGAACUCAUACAGGUGAAAGACCAUUCUCCUGUAAAACCUGUGGAAAGAGUUUUAGUCAAAAAAGUAGCUUAUCCACUCACCAGAGAACUCACACCGGAGAGAAGCCAUUCUUGUGUAUAACCUGUGGGAAAGGUUUCAGUUAUAAAUGUAGUUUGAAUAGCCACAUGAGAACUCAUACAGGAGAGAAGCCUUUCUCAUGUAUCACAUGUGGAAAGGAUUUCAAUCAGAAAUUUACUUUGAAUUGCCACAUGAGUACUCAUACAGGAGAAAAGCCCUUUUCCUGUAUCACUUGUGGAAAAAGUUUCAAUCAAAAAUGUAAAUUGAAUAACCACAUGAGAACUCACACAGGCGAGAAGCUAUUUUCAUGUAUCACCUGUGGAAAACAUUUCGAUCAAAAAAGUGAAUUAUCCAUUCACCAGAGAACUCAUACAGGUGUGAAGCAAUUGUUGUGUAUUGCCUGUGGAAGAGGUUUCAGUCAAAGAAGUAACUUGAAUAGACACAUGAGAACUCAUACAGGAGAGAAGCCUUUUUCCUGUAUCACUUGUGGAAAAAGUUUCAAUCAGAAAUUUAAAUUAAAUAACCACAUGACAACUCAUACAAGUGAGAAGUUGUUCUCAUGUAUCACCUGUGGAAAAGGUUUCAAUCAAAAAUGUAAGCUGAAUAGUCAUAUGAGAACACAUACAGGAGAGAAACCUUUCCUGUGUACAAGCUGUGGGAAAAGUUUCUUUCAAAAAAGUCAGUUAUCUAUUCACCAGAGAACCCAUACAGGUGUGAAGCUGUUGUCGUGUAUUACCUGUGGAAAAGCUUUCAAUCAAAAAAGUAACUUAAAUAGACACCUGAGAACUCAUACAGGAGAGAAGCCUUACUCAUGUAUCACCUGUGGAAAAAGUUUCAAUGAAAAAUGCAAUUUGAAUAGCCACAUGAGAACUCAUACAGGAGAGAAACCUUUCUCAUGCAUAAGCUGUGGGAAGAGUUUCUUUCAAAAAAGUCAGUUAUCUAUUCACCAAAGAACCCAUACAGGUGUGAAGCCGUUGUCGUGUAUGGCCUGUGGAAAAGCUUUCAAUCAAAAAAGUAACUUAAAUAGACACCUUAGAACUCAUACAGGAGAGAAGCCUUACUCAUGUAUCACCUGUGGAAAAGGUUUCAAUCAAAAAUUUAACUUGAAUAGCCACAUGAGAACUCACACAGGAGAGAAACCUUUCUUGUGUAUCACAUGUGGAAAAAGUUUCAAUCAAAAAUGUAAACUGAAUAACCACAUAAGGAAUCAUACAGGAGAUAAGCCUUUCUUUUGUAUAAGCUGUGGAAAAAGUUUCAUUCAAAAAAGUGAUUUGUCUAUUCACCAGAGAAUUCAUACAGGUGUAAAACCUUUGUUGUGUGUCGCCUGUGGAAAAGGUUUCAGUCAAAGAAGUAACUUGAAUAGACACAUGAGAACUCAUACUGGAGAGAAGCCUUUCUCGUGUAUCACCUGUGGAAAAGGGUUUAAUCAAAAAUGUAAACUGAAUAACCACAUAAGGAAUCAUACAGGAGAUAAGCCUUUCUUUUGUAUAAGCUGUGGGAAAAGUUUCAUUCGAAAAAGUGACUUAUCUAUUCACCAAAGAAUUCAUACAGGUGUAAAACCUUUGUUGUGUGUUGCCUGUGGAAAAGGUUUUAAUCACAGAAGUAACUUGAAUAGACACAUGAGAACUCAUACCGGAGAGAAGCCUUUCUCGUGUGUCACCUGUGGAAAAGGUUUCAAUCAAAGAUUUAAUUUGAACAACCACAUGACAACGCAUACAGGAGAGAAGCCUUUUUCGUGUGUCACCUGUGGAAAAAGUUUCAAUCAAAAAUUUAAAUUGAACAACCACAUAAGAACUCAUACAGGUGAAAAGCCUUUUUUGUGUAUCAAAUGUGGAAAAGGUUUCAGUCAAAAAAGUAAUUUGAAUACCCACAUGAAAGAUCAUACAGGAGAGAAGCCUUUCACAUGUAUCACUUGUGGAAAAGGUUUCAGUCACAAAAGUAAAUUGAGCAGCCACACGAGAACUCAUACAGGGGAGAGGCCUUUCUCUUGUACCCGUUGUGGAAAAGGUUUCAGUAAAAAAAGUAAUUUAAAUACCCACAUGAAAGAUCAUACAGGAGAGAAGCCUUUCUCAUGUAUCACAUGUGGAAAAGGUUUCAGUCACAAAAGUAAAUUGAACAGGCACAUGAGAACUCAUACAGGAAUGAAGCCUUUCUCGUGUAUACCUUGUGAGAAAUAUGUUUGUAAAAACAUUGAAUAGUCUCAUGACUCAAAGGACAGAUGCCUUUUACAUGUAUACCUUGUGGAAACGGUAUCAUUCAUAAAAGUAGUUUGACUUGCAAUGUUAGAAACCAUUCAAAAUAGAAACCUUUCCCAUGUUGUACUUGUGGUAAAAGUGUUGGUUGUAGUUAUAAUUCUUCAUUGUUCAUUGAAGUACUCAAAAUACCCCAUUAGAACUUCACACAAAUGAGCAAUUUUUAAUUUAGGUUGUUUCACUAAUGUUAGAGGCCUUUGCUUAGGGCAAACUGAAUGUUAAUAAAAGAAAGACCUU
Molecule: messenger RNA, 4119 nt
Organism: Fundulus heteroclitus (mummichog)
Lineage: Eukaryota; Metazoa; Chordata; Actinopteri; Cyprinodontiformes; Fundulidae
Product: gastrula zinc finger protein XlCGF57.1-like
Exons: 2
Coding region: 739-3828 (1029 amino acids)
Biological process (GO): regulation of transcription by RNA polymerase II
Molecular function (GO): DNA-binding transcription factor activity, RNA polymerase II-specific; RNA polymerase II cis-regulatory region sequence-specific DNA binding
Source: RefSeq, a predicted model, not a curated record